AUGGGAGUCUUUGUGCAUCUUCUUCUUCGUAACCCAAGGACCGACGAACAGAAAUUGAAACAACGCAACCGUACUAUACUAUCUAUUUACGAUAAUUUGAUUGCUGACAACAUCACGCUUCUCUUUCUUAUUCUUUUUUAUAUAACUGUCACUUUACCGGGCCGGAAAAGUGACACCGUCACGUCUCAGGGUCGUAUGCCUGGAACAAGAAGGGUCGUCGUACAAUUUCCAUUUCGGCGAUUACAAAAAAGAAGGAGGCGAGCUCCCUAUCCCUCUUUGUCUUUCCACUUCCGGAACAAACACUUCGUAAAAUUAUUUUGA
Zea mays is the source of this 321-nucleotide messenger RNA. NCBI's taxonomy places the organism in Eukaryota, Viridiplantae, Streptophyta, Magnoliopsida, Poales, Poaceae. The record is from the annotation of a RefSeq genome assembly.